AUGAGAAAUCCUACCAUGUCUACCAUCGUCAUCCCUCUCUUUCUCAUCUUCCUGCUUCUCCUUCCUUUUGCAUCUCCAGCGCCUAGAAUCUCUCUGACAAGCCAUUCUUUCCUUUCUGUGGAGGAUGACUCAGACAUCCUCAUCUCACAAGACAAGUCAUUCGCAUGUGGCUUCUACGAAGUUGGUACGAAUGCUUUCACCUUCUCCAUCUGGUUCUUAAACUCCAAGAAUAAGACUGUCGUGUGGACGGCGAAUCGCGACCGCCCUGUGAAUGGUCAUGGGUCCAGAGUUACGAUGCGCGAGAAUGGGAACUUGGUUCUAACCGACUACGACGACACCGUCAUUUGGAGCACCAACAUCAGCUCAACUCGAGAUCAAUCGCAGCUUCUCGAUACUGGGAAUCUUGUUGUCAAGGAUAAAGAUGGUAAAGUUCUAUGGCAAAGCUUUGAUUAUCCCACUGAUACUCUUCUCCCUAACCAGGUAUUCCAUAAAAAUUCUAGUUUGGUGUCCGCUGCUGCUGGUGGAUUACUAUCUUCAGGCCACUACAAAUUUUAUUUUGAUAUCGAUUAUGUUUUGAUACUCAUAUAUGAUACACCUGAAUUUGAUAGCAUCUACUGGCCUGAUCCUGAUCAUAUAGUGUGGGAUGAUGGCAGAUCAGGCUACAACAGUAGCAGAUCUGCAGUCCUUGAUGACAUGGGAAAGUUCGUGUCCAGUGAUAACUUGACAAUCAGAGCUUCGGACUUGGGUCCGGGGAUCAGGAGGAGGCUGACUCUGGAUUAUGAUGGUAAUCUUAGCCUGCACAGCUUGAACGAGUCGACCGAGAUGUGGUCGAUUUCAUGGGUUGCUCUUUCGUCGGCUUGUCUGGUGCAUUCGUUGUGUGGUAGGAAUGGAAUCUGUGUCUACACGCCCACAUCCCACUGUACUUGUCCUCCUGGUUUUGAAGUGAACGACCCGAGUGAUUGGAGCAAAGGUUGCAAGCGCAAAUAUGACAUCAACUGCCACAAAUCUCAUGAAGUUAAAUUUUUCGAGCUUCCCCACACGGAUUUCUGGGGGUCUGAUGUCAAUGGCACUCUUUCCCUGUCAUUCAGGGCUUGCAGGAAGAUUUGCAGAGUGGACCGUUCAUGCGAAGCGUUCGGAUAUAAGAAGGAAAGUGGGAAAUGUUAUCCAAAGACUGCUCUCCAUAAUGGAAGAAGUCAUCCAGGCGUCGAUAACAACAUAUACAUAAAAUUUCCCCGAUGUGUAGAGACCUUGUGA
Molecule: messenger RNA, 1254 nt
Organism: Elaeis guineensis (African oil palm)
Lineage: Eukaryota; Viridiplantae; Streptophyta; Magnoliopsida; Arecales; Arecaceae
Product: putative receptor protein kinase ZmPK1
Biological process (GO): recognition of pollen
Source: RefSeq, a predicted model, not a curated record